GGGAGAGAUGUCACAGGAGCUCCUCACAGAGCUCUGGGUCGUGGCAGCAGCGCUGGGCCCUGCCCUGCCUUAGGGGUGCAGCAGCACCAGGCUGAGGAGCACAGAGCACAAACCCACCGCAGGCCGCAAGCUGGGACAAGAAGCAGCAGCUCAGACACGACCUGGAGCAGCUCGCAGCCACCAGAACCCCUGCUGUCACCCACACAGAGCUGAACCCAUCCUAACACCGUUCUGUCCUCACAGAGCUGCUCUGGCAAAGCUUUCUGAUAGGUAGGAUGAGGGGAAUGGUUUUAAAGUGAGCCAGCAGAGUUUAGGUUGGAUAUCAGGAGGUUUUUCACACACAGGGUGGUGGGGCACUGGAACAGGCUGCCCAAGGAGGCUGGGGAUGCAACAGGAUUCAAGGCUGGAUGUGGCUGUGGGCAGCCCAGGCUGCUGGUUGACCUGCACACAGCAGGGGUUGGAGCCGGAUGAGCGCUGUGCUCCUCUGCAACCCAGGCUGUUCUACGGCUCUACAGGGGGUUUCCUCUUCCUGCACCCUUCUGCUCAGAACAGGGAUCCUAAGGGCAGCACUUCAGGGCUCUGCCUUUAUGGUGUCCCUGUACAAAACCCCAGACAAAGCUGCUGAGUGCAGGACUCUGAAUUGAGCUCUCAGCCAUGCACGCUCACUGCUGAGCCAGCCUGGGCUCCCGCUGUCCCAAAUGCCUGCACUCUGUCUGGAGCUGCGCUCCUCCCUGAGCUCAGCACCCCACAGCAGCUCCCCACAGGACAGGCACAGCUCUGCCCCAGGAUGCCACCAGACCCACAGAUGCUCUGCAGCUCCGACCCCAGCACUGCAGACAGAAGAACAGCCACGCUCCUGUGUCCCGUACAGCCAGACCAUCAAACACCUUCAUUAAUGCUCUCACUGGUAACGGCAUCCCAUACAGAAAGGCAGCAAGGAGAAGUUUCUGGAGCCCACGUCACCUCAACCCAGCAGAGCCGUGAGCAGCUCAGCCCCCAGCGCAGCUCCAGGCUUUAGGACCCUGCAGGCGGCUCUGUGAGCCUGCGCCGUGCUCGGCUGCAGCACAACUCCAGCACAGCCCAGCAGCGCCGCAACAAAGCCGGGGCACAGCAGGCACAGCAGCACAGCUCUGCGCCUCCCAGCACUCGGGGGAGCCUUUCCUGCAGCCCAAAGCAAACCACAGGGGACCGCAGCCAUGCAGCACAGCACCACGGAGCGCAGGACGCCACGGCCCAGCAAGGACAGCAGUCGAUGCCCCGGAGGAAGGCGGUGCCGACGCUGGGCAGCCUCUGCCUGCAGAGCUUGGUGCAGCACAUGCAGAGCGUGUGGGUGAAGGACUACAGCGAGAACUACCUGGAUGAGUACAGCUUCCGCUUCGUCAUGGGCCCCUUCAACGACCUGGCCGGCAGUUUGGUGCAGGACCUGAUCCGGCUGCUGGGCGAGAGCCGCCGCCUGUCGCGUGCUGCGCUGCAUCUGCUGCUGCUGCCUCACCUGCAGGAGCUCAGCCUGCAGCACUGCCACGGCCUGGUCAGCAACGCCAUCGGGCAGCUCAUCACCGUGCGCUGCAAGAGCCUGAGCGCGCUGGACCUGCACGGCUGCAGCCGGCUGUCGACCGACGUGCUGGUGGACCUGGUGGAGGAGCUGCCCCUGCUGAGCCGCCUGGGGCUGGCGGAGACGCAGGCCAACGUGCAGGUGCUGGCGGCCGUGGGCUCCUCCUGCCGCCGCCUGCGGGAGCUGGACGUGUCCCGCUGCAAGAAGGUGACGCCGCGCGCCCUGCGGCACCUGGCCUACGACCCGCUGGAACGGACCCCGGGCUGCCCGACGCUCCGCGUCCUCCUGGCGCGUGGCUUGGAGCCGGCGGGGGACGGCGCGGUGCCGGCGCUGGCCUUCGUGCUGCUGGCGCUGCCGCUCCUGGAGGUGCUGGCGCACGGCGACGCACCGGCCGCGCUCGCCCUCCUGCACGCGGGGCGGCUCGACGACACCGGCGACGCCGACGGCUUCCCCUCGCUGCGGGAGCUGGCGCGGCGACGCGGCGGCCCUCCGUUCGCGCUGCCCCUGCGGCACCUGGAGGAGCUGACGGAGCCCGAGCUGGCGGCCGCCCGCGCCGUCUGCCCCGACGCCGAGGAGGUGACCGCGUGCCUCGGGGACGGCGAGACGGACGCCUGGGACGCGCUGCUGAGCUGGAGCCGCCUGGCCCGGCUGGGGCUGUCGUGUGCGGGGCCGCGGGGCCGGGCGCUGUGCGAGGCGCUGCCGCUGGUGCGCGGCCUGGGCUCGCGGCUGCAGAGCCUCGCGCUGCACGGCUUCCUCUUGGAGGACGAGCUCGCCCUGUGCGCGCUGCUCGGCUGCUGCCCCAACCUGCGGGACUUCAGCGCGGAGCUGCGGCCCCCGCCGCGCGGCCGCCCCGACGCCGAGCCGCCCGAGGAGCCGCCGCGGUGGGACACGGAGCUGCUGCCCCGCGAUCUGCCCCGCCUGCGCCGCUUCUCCCUGGCGCUGCCCGGGCCCGUCCCGGAGCCCCACGGGCUGCUGCUGCGCGCCACCUUGGCGUCGCUGCUGUGCCGCUGCCCGCGCCUGCAGAGCCUGCGCCUGCUCGGCAUCGCGCUGCCGCUGGACUCCGUGUUCGAGACGGUGCUGACGGCGCCGGGGCCGCCGCUGCAGGAGCUGCAGGAGCUCUCGCUGGUCGAGAGCCGCGUGUCCGGGCGCACUGUGCGGCUGCUGCUGGCCUCCGACGGCCGCCUGCGCCGCCUGGACGUGUCCCGCUGCCGCGAUGUGCACCGCCGCGACUACGACGGCUUCCUGCAGGCCGUGCGGAAGCAGCGGCUGGACCUGGACAUCACCUGGGAGUAGCGCUCACACCGAGGCCUUUAAUAAAGCGCUUACGCCGCG
Molecule: messenger RNA, 2884 nt
Organism: Lagopus muta (rock ptarmigan)
Lineage: Eukaryota; Metazoa; Chordata; Aves; Galliformes; Phasianidae
Exons: 4
Coding region: 1253-2845 (530 amino acids)
Biological process (GO): SCF-dependent proteasomal ubiquitin-dependent protein catabolic process
Cellular component (GO): SCF ubiquitin ligase complex
Source: RefSeq, a predicted model, not a curated record